Messenger RNA from Ictalurus punctatus (channel catfish), 2346 nucleotides. It is a transcript of the gene allc, whose product is annotated as allantoicase. The record is from RefSeq and is a predicted model, not a curated record. The coding region runs from base 872 to 2218 and encodes 448 amino acids. Gene Ontology annotation, molecular function: allantoicase activity. Lineage: Eukaryota; Metazoa; Chordata; Actinopteri; Siluriformes; Ictaluridae. Gene Ontology annotation, biological process: allantoin catabolic process. The transcript is spliced from 11 exons.
AGUAAAUAUUUUACAAGCAGAGUUUGGCUCUGAUGAAGAGAACUUUGCACAUUACUAAUGACUAAGAUGUUUCAGUGUUCUCCAUGACUUAAUGAUCUGGAACAGUACCGUAAAGUGAAACCUCAUUACUGAGCAAAUCCAGACCCAGAUAGUGAAAUCCCACUCGUUUCUUCCUGUGGCAAAUCUGAGCUAGUUUACUAGCUAGUUAGCUGACAUAUGACAUGCUCAUAGAUUCAUGCGUUUUUUGUUUGUUUGUACAAUUCAAUUAAUGUAGUACAUUUCUGGGCCGUAAAUAUUAAACAACGUAUCAGUCGUCUACUUUUAUUGUAAUGGUUUGAAACGACGUGUUCGGGAGUACUCCGAGGAGUCUCGGACAGCUGUAAAAUUGCGUCCAGUUCACCUGCAACGAUCAUUUAAUAUCAAAUUUUAAUCACGUUCACGUGUUAGUCCCAUACCGGUGCUUGAAAACGUGUUUCCCGACUCCAUUCAAGUGGAUUGUUCCACUAAGCAGUGUAUUCACGAGCGGGAUGCGUCACGUAUUCGGUACAAACGAACAACAAGGACAGUGUUUAGCAAAUAUGUGAUCAUUCGGUGUUAUUGUUUCACAGCUAAUGACUAUAUUCCAGGUAAUGAUGCUUCGUUGACGAUAGCACCCACUGAACCCCGAGUAUAGUAACACAUUAUUUCACAUAAGCAGGCACUGUGCUUCGCCGAGCCAAAAUAUUACAGUUAAAUGAAAUGACUAAUAGAUAAACUUUAGGUAAACUGCUCUCUUGUCCAUACCACACCAGGGGCACUUGAUGUAUCUUGUCGCUUAUUAAAAAGAGAGAAAAACAACACCCCCAAAGCGAAACCAGUGAGGCUGCUCUGAAUGUGUACUUUGCUCUGUUCGACCUGUUUAGUAAACACACAGUUUUUCCAAACCGAAGAACCCAGUAGGACGAGAAAGAAGCAUUUAUUUCAGGCAACCCUCGAGGGCUGGUUACAAUUUUCGAAGCGUUUGACGUUGAGGAUGGCAAACCGAUCGGCUGUGAAAUUGAACUCCGGUCAACCAGAUUUUGUGCAGUUUAACAAUCUCGCGUGCGAGACAGCAGGAGGAAAGGUGAUUUUUGCUACGGAUGAGUGGUUUGCUCCUGCUGGAAACCUCUUGAAGAAAGGGCCUGCAGUGUUCCUUGCCUCAGCUUUCACCGAGUUUGGGAAAUGGAUGGACGGUUGGGAAACAAGAAGGAAAAGAAUACCAGGUCAUGACUGGUGCAUUGUGCAGUUGGGAGUUCCUGGAGUCAUUCACGGCAUCGAUGUGGACACGUCGUUCUUCACAGGGAACUACGCACCUUCCGUUUCUAUCCAGGCCGCCUGUCUUGAAGGACGGUCUGUGCCGUGUUUAGUUCUUGAGGGAGAUCGUACAGGCAUGGCUGCUUCACAGAGCCAGUUCGAAGCCGUGGCACAGCUCCGCUCCGAGAGCUGGGAGGAGAUCGUACCAGUGACGACGCUGAAGCCUGGAUACUCUGAUUCCUGCCACAACUUCUUCAGUGUUACCAUCCCCCAUCGAGUCACCCACAUCCGCCUGAACGUGUAUCCGGAUGGCGGUAUUGCGAGAUUGCGCGUGUAUGGGAUUGGACAAAGAGACUGGUCCAGUGUACUCAGUCAGGAGGAAGUAGAUCUUGUCGCACUGGUCAAUGGCGGAGUGUGUGUGGGCUACAGCGAUGCACAUUUUGGUCACCCACGCAACAUGAUCGGUUUGGGAAGGGCUGACAACAUGGCUGAUGGGUGGGAGACAGCACGACGCCUGGAUCGUCCCAAAGUGUUGAAAAUGGACAAGAAGGGCAUCUUGCAGGUCCCUGGAUUUGAGUGGGCCGUCUUCAGACUUGGACAUCCUGGUGUGAUCAGCAGAAUUGAGAUAGACACCAAUCAUUUUAAAGGUAACUUUCCUGACUGGUGUCAAAUUGAGGCGUGUCGUUUAACCCCAGAGGAGGAACAAACCUAUAUAAAGCACAAGUGGAUUAGUGACAAAGGUCCCACGUGGAAAAUCCUCCUUCGUCCUCGGAAACUGAAGCCUCACUACAGGCACUUGUGCUCUGGAGAGUGCGUGCUGCAGUGUGGGCGUGUAAGUCAUGUGAGGCUCGUGAUUGCUCCUGAUGGAGGGGUCAGCCGGCUCAGACUCUGGGGUCACAUCACCUCCAACGCUCCAACUAAUCCUCAUCGAAUCUCAAAACUCUGACCCUUAAAACUACACCAGAGCGGUCUGAUCGCACAGAACCAUUUAGGUGACAUGGUAGUGUGAUUAAAAAAAAAACAAAACAACAACAACAACGAAUAAGCCUAUUAAAGUCACGUGACGUUUCUCGA